CGCAUGACAGUAUCCAUGUGUCAAGCGCUGGUCGCUCUUAAUGCAGGCACAGGAACUGUUGUUUUGUAGCAAAAUCGCACAAUGGUGCGUAUAGCUUUACAGUUCAAAGCCAAUCUGGAAAAUUUAACCAAUGUUAAGCCUGAGGGAGAAGACUUUCGUUGGUAUUUGAAGUUGCAAUGUCAGAAUUGUGGAGAAGAUACAAAGGACUGGAUUUAUAUGAGCUUAGAGGAAAGUCAAGCAGUUAAAGGAAGCAGAGGAAAAUUCAACUUUGUGUCGAAAUGUAAAUUGUGUGGUCGUGAAAAUUCAAUGGAUAUAAUUAAGGAUAGCAUCACUGAAUACACGAUAGAAGAUAGUAACACAUUCAAGACAAUGGUAGCGUUUGACUGCAGAGGACUGGAACCAUUUGACUUCUCUCCAAGGGUUGGAUUUGUGGCUGACGCUGUUGAUUCUGCAUCAAAGUUCUCAGACAUCAAUUUAACAGAGAAGGACUGGUCUGACUAUGAUGAGAAAGCUGCUGUUUCAGUAGGAAUUUACGAGGUUACUCAUCGGUUCUUGAGGCUUUAAAGACAACUUUAUUUCUCAUUCCUAUACAUAAAUCAGAUGGCAGAAUGUCUCCAUAAGGAGAAUAUGAGAAGUUUGUCAGUUCCGCACACAAUUAAAACUCAAUAUAAUAAAAACAUUUAUUGUAGUUGAAACACAAAAAGUGCAGUAUGAAAAUUUUGCAACAUACUUUGUUGGCAUUUUAAUAACUCAAAACAACAAAAAAAACCCUGUUGUUUGCCUGGCCUGGGCAAGCAUUUGUGAAAUGAGACUUUUGACUCAAAUAAUUAUCAAUAUUGUUCUCCUUCUUCUAUUUGUGAUAGUCAGUGGGUUUUAUUCCAUAACAUUACCUGAAUGUAACCUUGAGUUUUUAUAAAUAUCUAUAGUAAUAUUGUCUUCAAUGAAAUAAAUCUUAUUCUGGUCCAAA
Messenger RNA from Stylophora pistillata, 967 nucleotides. Its product is annotated as UPF0587 protein v1g245604. NCBI's taxonomy places the organism in Eukaryota, Metazoa, Cnidaria, Anthozoa, Scleractinia, Pocilloporidae. The record is from RefSeq and is a predicted model, not a curated record. Gene Ontology annotation, molecular function: zinc ion binding.